AUGCUUGGCUUCUACCGAAUUUCCGGGUGUCGCCUCGCCUGGGGCACCGACUCUCUGCCCCGCGCGCCGCCAGCCGCUCCCGCCGGCCUCGCCGACCAGCCGCUCAAGGCGGCCCCGUCGGGCGGCUACGCGGGCAACGAGGAGGAUCUCGAGCGGGAGCACGGGGAUGUAGAAGAGUAG
This is a messenger RNA of Emiliania huxleyi CCMP1516, 180 nucleotides long. RefSeq lists its product as hypothetical. The record is from RefSeq and is a predicted model, not a curated record. The transcript is spliced from 3 exons. NCBI's taxonomy places the organism in Eukaryota, Haptophyta, Isochrysidales, Noelaerhabdaceae. The coding region runs from base 1 to 180 and encodes 59 amino acids.